Molecule: messenger RNA, 500 nt
Organism: Telopea speciosissima
Lineage: Eukaryota; Viridiplantae; Streptophyta; Magnoliopsida; Proteales; Proteaceae
Exons: 2
Coding region: 80-358 (92 amino acids)
Source: RefSeq, a predicted model, not a curated record
UUCUACCAAAAGUUCUCACUCCAUUUGAUUCUUGAGAUUCAAAGAGAAGCACCAAUAGUAGCGAAGAGAACUACUGAAAAUGAGUUCUACGAGCAGAGCUUGGAUCGUGGCUGCAAGCGUUGGGGCUGUAGAAGCACUGAAGGAUCAAGGGUUCUGUAGAUGGAAUUACACCUUCAGAUCCCUCCAUCAACACGCCAGAAACAAUUGCGGAUCUCUUUCUCAAGCCAACAGAUUUCCCCCUUCUUCCUCUUCUACAAUAACGAUGUCUACGAAGGUGGUUCCGAGCGAUGAAAAAAUGAAGCAAUCGGAAGAAUCUCUCAGAAAAGUUAUGUACUUGAGUUGUUGGGGUCCCAAUUGAGCUCCGAAUCUCUUUACUGCUCACGAUGCGUACCACUCUAGAGCUGUAUUACUUCUAUUUCGUCCAUUCUGUAAAUACUGAUUGAGAGAACAUUAAUUGGUUCUAGAGGACAAAGUAAAAAAGAUAUACACACCAUUCUUAU